CCCACACUCAGCCAUGAACCUCCAUAGCUGUGUGGCCUUAAGCAGACUCUAUAGGCAGCAUGCUGGACUGGACUGAGCUUUAAUAUGGAGUGGAGACUCUGGGCAGUGGCUUUAAUUCUUGCUCUGCUAAAGACAAGAGUGGACUUUCUCCCUCGCAGAAUGUAGGCAGAUGUGAUAUUGGAAACCCAGAAGUUGGAAAUAAAGAUCACUCAUCCUCCCGUGUCUCAGGAAAUUCCUUUCCUUGCAACAUUUCGAGAACUCCACUUCUAUUGGUAACAGAUCUCUUUUCUCUAGGGAUGGUGAAGUUGGAAAAAGGCUCCUGUAACGCCCCUUCAGGAUGAACUCCCUGCCAGAAGACAUGGAGAAUGCUCUCACAGGGAGCCAGAGCUCUCACGCUUCUUUGCGCGAUGUCCAUUCCAUCAACCCUACACAACUGAUGGCCAGAAUUGAGUCCUAUGAAGGAAGGGAAAAGACAGGCAUAUCUGAUGUCAGGAGGACUUUCUGUUUGUUUGUCACCUUUGACCUCUUAUUUGUAACAUUACUGUGGAUAAUAGAGUUAAAUGUGAAUGGAGGCAUUGAGAACACCUUAGAGAAGGAGGUGGUGCAGUAUGACUUCUACUCUUCUUAUUUUGAUAUAUUUCUUUUGGCAGUUUUUCGGUUCAAAGUGUUAAUACUUGCCUAUGCUGUAUGCAGACUGCGCCAUUGGUGGGCAAUAGCAUUGACGACAGCAGUGACCAGUGCCUUUUUACUAGCAAAAGUGAUCCUCUCGAAGCUUUUCUCUCAAGGGGCUUUUGGUUAUGUGCUGCCCAUAAUUUCAUUCAUCCUUGCCUGGAUCGAGACGUGGUUCCUGGAUUUCAAAGUAUUACCUCAAGAGGCAGAAGAAGAAAACAGACUCCUGAUAGUUCAGGAUGCCUCGGAGAGGGCAGCGCUUAUACCUGGUGGUCUGUCUGAUGGUCAGUUUUAUUCUCCUCCUGAAUCUGAAGCAGGAUCUGAAGAAGCUGAAGAAAAGCAGGACAGUGAAAAGCCACUUUUAGAGCUAUGAGUUCUACUUUUGUUAAAGUAAGUCUUUGAAAAUGAAAAUGUAAAAUGUAACAACGAAGUACUAAAAUAGGGAGCAUUUCUUCAAGCAGAUUCAAAGUAAAAUUUAAAGAAUAUGACUGUGAAUAUGUAGCGGGAUUUUUCCUAUUUACAUGCAUUCGUCAGUCACAUUUUAAUUUCUGUAAAAUGUUCUAAUAUUUUCUGUAUGGGUAUAAAUUUGUGAAGUAUGAAAAAUACCUGAGUCCCAAAUUUCUAAAUAUGGAUGAAUUCAUUUUUGUUUACUUAGCCAAAAUGUCUCCAUCUUAGACAUUGUUUAAUUACAAACCCUAACUUGUUUGCUGUGAGGUUAGCAGUCCUAUAAGAUGAGGUAGUUAUUGCCUCCAUUUACACCUGAGGCAGGUGAGACUUAAUUCUUGAUUGACCAUACCCAUUGUCCUUUAAGUGUCUAACAUAGCCCAUCUUCAGUACACAGACUUUGUUAUAAAAACAUAAGGCAAAGUAUAGCAUUUUGCCUUUUAACACAGCAUCUCAAAUAUUUUUGUGUUCUCUCUUUUUCUAAGUUUGAAAAAUCCUCAUUGAAAGUCCCCGGAGGGCAAAAAGGACUGGAGAUGGGGUCUUAGUACGGAAAGUUGGAAUGGUGACAUCCACUGCUGACUUGGUUGGUUGGCUAAUAAAGAAUUUAUUUAUUGUAAUACCUCACAGAUACUGUACCAUAUUCACAUAAGUUAGUAACCUGCCUGUGGCUUGUAAGAUAAUGUGAUGAUCCACCCUGUAUUCAGUGAGACUGAGUCUGUUGUUGCUGAAUAGUUGCAGAAUGCUCUUAUGCUGUAUUCCUAAUCAAAAGGCUUCUUAAUAUAUUCGAAUAACACUUUUUUAGUAAGCAAAAUGUCUUUUUAUUUGGAUUCACAUAAUGGAAUUAUUUUGUUUCAUGUCUCAGAUUUCUUUUGUAUUUCUUUUUUUAACAUCCUACAUUUUCUUUGUGUUUUUCAACUCAUGCACAUGUGUUCUAUGUACAAUUUUAAAAAGUAAUAAAAUCCAACAUAUCAAAA
Messenger RNA from Miniopterus natalensis, 2087 nucleotides. RefSeq names its product STARD3 N-terminal like (gene STARD3NL). The record is from RefSeq and is a predicted model, not a curated record. Gene Ontology annotation, cellular component: endoplasmic reticulum-endosome membrane contact site; late endosome membrane; lysosomal membrane. Lineage: Eukaryota; Metazoa; Chordata; Mammalia; Chiroptera; Miniopteridae. Gene Ontology annotation, biological process: cholesterol transport. Gene Ontology annotation, molecular function: cholesterol binding.